UAAAGAUUUCAUUCAGUUGACAGCUGCCGCUGGCCACACAAGUGCCACAUUCCAUCCCUUUAAAUCUACUCGUGAGAUAAAGGCAAUGCAAAAUGCGUAUUUUGUUGUCAAUAAUUAUUGGCUUGCAAAUACAAAUCUUUGCAAACGGGCAGACAUUACCAAAAGAAGUACAAAAAUGUCACUUUGGCGACUCGGAUUGUAUUGUUGAUAAAAUGAACCAAGUCAUAAAAAACUAUCCAAAGGGUAUACCCGAAAUUGGUUUGAAACCAAUCGAUAUUGUUGAUAUCAAGAAUUUGACUUUUGGCAAUGGAGAUCGAAAUCUUUCGUCGUGGAUAACACUUCAUUUCUUCAACCAUGUGAAUUACGGCUUUGAAAACACAACCAUAACGAAGGUAUCUGGAUUUAAUAAGGACCCGACCAAAAACAAACUGGAAAUUAGUGGAAGAAUACCAAAUUUAGUGCACAAGGGUACCUAUUUUGCAAAUGGACGACUUUAUUUAGUGGAAUUGAAUUGCACUGGUGAGAUGACGACCGAGUUUCAAAAUUUCACCUUCAAUUUGAAGUUCAAAGUUAUACCGGAGUAUCGAAAUAACAAGCUCUACAUACGGGUAUAUGAGUUGGUGCCUUUAGUGGCGAUCAGCAGAUGGGUGUUAUGGAUGGAGGAUUUCUUUAUUGAAAACAGUGAUCUCACUAUAGCUGUUAACCAUGUUAUCAAUAAAAAUUGGCUUGAAUUUUGGAAUGAAUUGGAACCAACUCUAUUGGAAGGAUUCGCCAGUGCCUUUAAUAAUAUUGUUGAAGAUAUUUUUAACAAAGUCUCAUACACUGAUCUUUUUUUGCCAGAUGAUUAAUGUUCAUAAGGCAGGUGCUAUGAAUUUAUUAUAAAAAUAAAUUGAUUAUACAACUGUUACGUAAACAAAAA
Molecule: messenger RNA, 919 nt
Organism: Scaptodrosophila lebanonensis
Lineage: Eukaryota; Metazoa; Arthropoda; Insecta; Diptera; Drosophilidae
Exons: 3
Coding region: 93-848 (251 amino acids)
Source: RefSeq, a predicted model, not a curated record